Messenger RNA from Oncorhynchus masou masou (cherry salmon), 1299 nucleotides. RefSeq names its product E3 ubiquitin-protein ligase TRIM39-like. NCBI's taxonomy places the organism in Eukaryota, Metazoa, Chordata, Actinopteri, Salmoniformes, Salmonidae. The record is from RefSeq and is a predicted model, not a curated record. Bases 1 to 1299 code for a protein of 432 amino acids. The transcript has a single exon. Gene Ontology annotation, molecular function: zinc ion binding; protein binding.
AUGUCUGCCCUGAAGUCCUGUCUGGUGUGUCUGGUCUCUUACUGCGAGACUCACCUGGAGCCUCAUCAGAGAGUGGCGGCCUUGACGAGACACAAGCUGAUCGACCCUGUGGACAACCUGGAAGACAGGGUGUGUCAGAGACACAGCAGACCCCUGGAGAUGUUCUGCAGGAGAGACCUGACGUGUGUGUGUCAAAUCUGCACUGAGACAGACCACAAGACUCACAAGACUGUCACUAUAGAGGAAGAGUGUGGAGAGAGGAAGGCUCAGUUGGAGAAGACGAAGGGGAAAUUGCAGCAGAUGAUCCAGGAACGAAAGCAGCAGAUUCAGGAGAUAAAACACUCAGGCGAAUUCAGCAAGAGAGAUGCCGAGAAAGGCAUAGCAGAUAGUGUGGAGGUCUUCACUGCUCUGGUGCGGUGCAUUGAGGAAUGCCAGGCUGAGCUCAUUGAGGUGAUUGAGAAGAAGCAGAAAGCAGCAGAGAGGCAGGCUGAAGAGUUUAUCAAAGUGUUGGAGCAGGAAAUCACCGAGCUACAGAGAAAAACCACUGAACUGCAGCAGCUGUCACACACUGAGGACCACCUCCACCUCCUUCAGAGUUCCCUCUGCAGCCUUCCACCUACCAAGAACUGGUCUGAGAUCAGUGUAAACAAGAACCUGUGUGUGGCUCCUGUGAUGAGAGCUGUGUCUGAGCUAGGGAAGACGCUCAAGAAAGAGAUGGAGAAGUUGCCUGAAAUCAAGUUGAAGAGAAUCAGACAGUGUGCAGUUGGUGUGACUUUUGAUCUUGAUACAGCACAUCUCUGGCUUAUCGUGUCUGGUGAUGGGAAACAAGUGAGAUAUGGAGACGGAGCACAGAACCUCCCUGACAACCCCGGAAGGUUUAACGCUGGCAUCUGUGUCCUGGGAAAAGAGGGCUUCUCCUCGGGGAGAUUCUACUAUGAGGUGCAGGUCAAAGAAAAGACUGAAUGGACUUUAGGAGUGGCAAAAGAAUCCAUCAACAGGAAGGGGUCUUUUACAUUCUACCCGGGGAAUGGAUUGUGGACUGUGGGGCUUUGGGAUGGGGAGACGUACGAGGCCCACAAUAAGAAAGUUGCCGUUCUGUCCCUGAAAGACAAGCCCCAGAAGGUAGGGGUGUUCGUGGAUUAUGAGAAGGGAGCGGUCUCCUUUUACAAUGUGGAAGCCUCGUCACAUAUCUACUCUUUUACGGGCUGCACCUUCACUGAGAAAAUCUAUCCCUUUUAUUACACACAUGUAAAAAACGAGGCCCCAUUGAUCAUCUGCCCUGUAAGUCACUCUGACUGA